This is a messenger RNA of Homo sapiens (human), 2414 nucleotides long. RefSeq names its product heat shock protein family B (small) member 7 (gene HSPB7). Gene Ontology annotation, cellular component: cytoplasm; Cajal body; nucleus. NCBI's taxonomy places the organism in Eukaryota, Metazoa, Chordata, Mammalia, Primates, Hominidae. Gene Ontology annotation, molecular function: filamin binding. The transcript has 4 exons. Gene Ontology annotation, biological process: heart development. The record is from RefSeq and is marked reviewed. The coding region runs from base 126 to 863 and encodes 245 amino acids.
ACUCCACAUACCACCAGCACCGCUAAUACCCCUGUAGAAGGAGCUCUCCAGGAUGAAGCUCCAGACUGGGUUGUAGGGGGCUCAGACAAAAGAGAAACUGCCCGUCUUCAAGAACCUUCAAUCUAAUGGGGAGACAGGUGAACCCUCGCCCCCGUGGGAACUGCCAGUUGGAUAGGGAAGAAGGGACACAGCAGAGAGUCACAGCACACAGGAAGACUAUGUCACACUGCCAGGUGCUGUGGGAGGACAAAGACAGUCAGUGCUGGGGGCAUCUGGACUGGGUGUGGGCCCAUGUGAGCAGGAGCAGUCAGAGAGGCCUCCCUGGGGGAGGAGGCAUUGGAGCUGAUCUGGGACGGAAGGGACGGAUUUGGAGAGGACAGCAGAGGCCCUUAACUGCAACCUGGGCAGAGCAGAGGGCCUGGCCGCCUCUCAGAAUGGCCUCCACCCUGGCCCAGGGCAAGGACCCGCCCAUGGAGAAGGCCCUGAGCAUGUUUUCCGAUGACUUUGGCAGCUUCAUGCGGCCCCACUCGGAGCCCCUGGCCUUCCCAGCCCGCCCCGGUGGGGCAGGCAACAUCAAGACCCUAGGAGACGCCUAUGAGUUUGCGGUGGACGUGAGAGACUUCUCACCUGAAGACAUCAUUGUCACCACCUCCAACAACCACAUCGAGGUGCGGGCUGAGAAGCUGGCGGCUGACGGCACUGUCAUGAACACCUUCGCUCACAAGUGCCAGCUGCCGGAGGACGUGGACCCGACGUCGGUGACCUCGGCUCUGCGGGAGGACGGCAGCCUCACUAUCCGGGCACGGCGUCACCCGCAUACAGAACACGUCCAGCAGACCUUCCGGACGGAGAUCAAAAUCUGAGUGCCUCUCCCUUCCCUUUCCCUGUCCCCCCGCCCCACGCCUGCCAGCAAAGCCUCGCUAACCCCAUUACAACAGCUCCAGGACAUCUCAGCCCAGGUUCUAGCCCCCACGCACCCCAGACCCCAGGUGGACCAUCCUCCCAAACUAGGGCCCUCCACUCUAUCCAGGGCAGGCCAGGGACUCCCUGGCCUGACACAUGAUGCCCAGAUUUCAGAUUUGGCCUCCGUCACUUAAUCCAGAGUACAGGGGCUGGGGUCAGGGAAGGAAGAUCUAAAGAACCCACUGUGGGUCAGGGGAAUGGGACCAGCAGGACAUAUGGGCAAGCUCUGCAGGACAGACAGACAGACAAACCCUCUGAUCUAUGAAGUCUCUGCAGGGCAAGGGGACCAGGGACCUGGAACCCUCUUGGCCAAGGGGAGUGGGAGGGACAGAGGGAAGGUCACAGGCAAGGGUGCCUAUCUAAGUGGAACUAAUUGCCCGAGGGCUCAGCAAGGCCAAGAGGAGACAGCCGUGACGGUAAACUUCCCCUCUACCAGCCUCCAAGCCCCACGCCAGCGAGCAGGCUGCCUGCCCACCCCGUGCCCCCAGCCAGCUGGCUGUGCCAGGGCAGAGCCAUGCCACAUCUGUAUAUAGAUGGGGUUUUUCCAAUACAGCUGGUUCGUGAUAAACUGCAUGAAACUCCUGCCGUCCUGCGCCUGCUGGGGCCUCCAGGCAAGGCCAAGUGGGGUUGGGGGUGGGGCUGGUCCUUCUCCCUCCCACAGGCCUGUGUUCUUGGGGCUGCUCCCAUGCAGACAGGAUCACCUAACAGAGAUGGAAGCCAGGGCAUGGAUGGGGCUUUGGGUCCUCGAGGUUGGACCCCAGCUUCUUGCCACCUUCCCCUCCGGGCAGUCAGCUCUCCAUCCAUCCCCCUCUUUAAUCUAUGAAUCUAUAGGCUCGGUGUGUGUAACACACACACCCCUAUCGUUGUCCUUCAAAUACUCAGCAUUACCAUUGGUUGAGGCCAAAUUCAGAGCUUUCUCAAAUCAGAUUUACAAUCUCCAUUUUCAUUAACGGGGAAACAUCCCCGAGCCACUGAGUGCUGUGCUUUGUCACUGAAGGUUAGAUCUGAACCCAGGGUGUCAACUGCUGCUCUCAACUCCCCACCUCUGGGCACUGAGGAGUAUUUCCCCUCAUUCUACCUCUCUAAGGCUAUGCAACCCUCCCCACGUCUUCCAGCUGGGGGAUGGGGGGGAGUCAUAGGAAAAGCCCCCAUCUCCCAUCUGGGAUAGGGACCUUCCAUCAGCCUUAACCCUGGGAAAUGCCUGCUGCCCCCAAUGACUCUUGGUUUCGUCUCCCACAUACAGAAGCAGGGUGGAGGGGAAGGGUGGGUCUCAGUUAGCAGGGGUCCCCAGGGCAAGUCAGCCUCCUCCCUCCAUGCCUCUCUGGUCAGUGUGCCUUAGGGUGGCCUCUCACUCCCACCACUCUGGGCCCCUUGGGGGAGGACUGGGGAGGGGGCCGUGGGAGAGCCCUGACGCUGGAACCUGUAUACACAAUAAAGGACAGUCUCACAGA